This is a messenger RNA of Pleurotus ostreatus (oyster mushroom), 714 nucleotides long. RefSeq lists its product as uncharacterized. The record is from RefSeq and is a predicted model, not a curated record. The coding region runs from base 1 to 714 and encodes 237 amino acids. The transcript has 4 exons. NCBI's taxonomy places the organism in Eukaryota, Fungi, Basidiomycota, Agaricomycetes, Agaricales, Pleurotaceae.
AUGCAGCCAUCACAAUUAGCGGCGUUGGAAGAGCGCAGGGUUGUCUCACUUUCCAAUGGAAGCCAAUUAGAACUUGAACUCAAAUACUCUCGAAAUCCUGAGUCUCAGAAGCUAGUUGUUUGCCUCCAUCCAUGGUCGUGGCUGGGCGGUCGAAUGGACGAUCCCGUACUGCACUCUCUUGUCGCUGUUCUAGAAAAGCAUGGAUACCACAUUCUGAGAUAUAAUUCGCGAGGCGUUGGCGCGUCGAAAGGCUGGCCUUCGUUGACCGGACACACUGAGGGCAAGGAUCUUGAAGCACUUGUACAGUGGGCGCUCCAAACGAUACCAGAACUACGAUCAAUCGUCCUCCUUGGAUAUUCGCAUGGCUCACUUAUAGCAUCUCUUCAUCCCUUACUUCCACCGCCAGUGAAGAUUUCUCAUAUACUAUUGUCGUAUCCCUUAGGGGCAAGGAUGUUUCUAACGCUGUUCAACUCGGACAGCUACGCCCUAAAGCUGAAGGAAUUGGUUGAAAAUCCUGCUUCCAAUUUACUGAUUAUCUAUGGUGAUCAAGACGAGUUCACGGGGGCAUCUCGUUACGACGAAUGGACGAAAUCUCUGUCUAGCGAGACAGGCACAUUAAAGGUCGUAAAGGUGGAAGGAGGCUCUCAUUUUUGGAGGGGGAGGGCCAACAAUACUCUACAAAAGGAGAUAGACCAUUGGCUCGCCAUGUUCUAA